Molecule: messenger RNA, 1570 nt
Organism: Daldinia vernicosa
Lineage: Eukaryota; Fungi; Ascomycota; Sordariomycetes; Xylariales; Hypoxylaceae
Product: adenine nucleotide alpha hydrolases-like protein
Exons: 3
Coding region: 338-1201 (287 amino acids)
Biological process (GO): FAD biosynthetic process
Molecular function (GO): FMN adenylyltransferase activity
Source: RefSeq, a predicted model, not a curated record
UGUCAAGUCGUCUUACUGUAAGGAACGUCGCAUUCAAUCAUCCAACUCUCUCAACCCCCAGCUCUCGUCAGCCGCGACAACGAGGUUCCACAUUUACAUAGUACUCUACUCUUACUCAUAUAAUCUCGUCAGACCAUAGCUUGUUUGUGUCCCCGUCGUCUCGGUCCGAUAUGAGAAAGACGACCUUCCCCUAAGGUUCCUAAGGCGUGGCAUGGCAAGCGAUAUUCCAUGAACAACAACAACCCCUGCCGUUCUCAGCCUCGAGGACAUCUAAUUCUACAAACGGUCAAAUUAGAAAUAAUAGAAUAGUAGACAGCCGGAGUAUACUGAGACGGAUAUGUCGACGCUUGAGAACGGGUCGGCUCCGUCCCAUCCCCGUACGAACGGCACGACGUCGAAUGAACUAGAGAUUCUAUGCCACGGGCUCAAGGCUAAGGUGGACAGCUUUCUCGAUACACCCACAGAGGAUGAUAUACUCAAUUCCGUGAAGAAUCAAAUAAUUAUCGCAAGAGGUGUUAUAGACGAGGCGCUACGGCGAUAUAGACCCGAAGAGCUAUCUCUAUCUUAUAACGGCGGGAAAGACUGCCUUGUCCUAUUAAUACUAAUUCUCGCCUCUCUUCCCUCAUCCGUUUCAUUACAACCAUCCUCGUCACAAUCCUCGGCAGUCGCCCAACCCGAAUCUUCCUCGCCUCUGUCGUUCCCGCGCCGACUACAAGCCCUUUACAUCCGGCCGCCUCUCCCCUUUGCUGAGGUAGAUGAAUUCGUCACAACGACCUCGUCAGUUUACCACCUCGAUCUCACGACGUCGAACCAGCCAAUGAAGCCUGCUUUGACUGAAUACCUGCGCGACCGCCCUGAGGUCAAAGCCGUGUUUGUCGGAACGAGGAGGACCGAUCCACACGGCGCAGACCUGACUUUCUUCGAUGAAACAGAUGCCGAUUGGCCUCGCUUCAUGCGCAUACAUCCCGUCAUCGAUUGGCAUUAUCGCGAGGUUUGGGGCUUUAUACGAGCUCUGGAUAUUCCAUACUGCCCACUUUACGAUAUGGGAUAUACUUCGUUAGGCGGCAUAGACGAUACGCACCCGAAUCCGGCGCUAAAGGAGGACGGGAAAGGGUCCAGCAGCAAGGUAGACGGGGAACACUUCCGGCCGGCCUAUGAGUUAACGGAAGAUAGAGAAGAAAGGCUAGGUAGGGAUCGAUAGCGUUGUCAUGUUUUUACAAGGAAAAUAAGUACCAAAGCAAACAUCGGAAUGACUGUCGCUUGUAUGGUUUACAAUUUAAAACAGCGGAUAGCCCACACGAAAUCCUGGCGAUGACAAACAUUAGGUUGGCGGAUUCAGGACAGCAUUCUACAUAGGUCUAUAUCUAUACAUACAUAUGUAGGUACUCCCACGCGGAGGCAGGAAAGCUUGAGGAUUCGAGCAGCGCGGACGGGUUGGUUAGAUAAAGAGAGGAUUGGUUACUUACUUACUUACCUUAGGUACUUAUUUAGUUUCCUCAUAGAUAUUUAUCUCCUCUUACUUUCUCUAGAGUUACUGGAAGAAGCAAUAGAUAGGCAUAUGCGCUCUUUA